CUCGUUAAUGAUGUGGUUUGGAUGAAUUAAUUCGAAAUAUUUAUACAAAUCAGAUUUGCGUUUGCGUACACCUUGCACACAGGAAGUUAUCGUGAAUUAUCUGUGGCUAUCAUGAAUUUUCAAUAAUCUCCGGAUUUUUUGAGAAGCUGAUCUUUGAAAAAGCAGGGGUACAGGAAAUUACAUAUCUCGUGAUAUCUACUCGUAGUUUAUUAAUCGAUGAGCACUCAACACACCUACAGCAUUUAUCGAAGUGGUAUGCUUCCUGAAAAGACUCCCAAGGCUCACGUGAAGAAAUUGAAUCGCUUUCAAAAUUUACAUGAUAUCAUCAGUGUUCCGUUCUAACGUUUAACCUCGCCAUGGCUGCUAUUAAAUUGUUGAAUAUGCAGUUGUCGGUUACAAAGGUUUCAUAUGCCAUUCUGUGUGCAUGGACUCAUGACAUUACUGCAUCAGCACUCAUCACACACAGAUAUGAAACGAAAGUUUUUGAAACAGGAUUUCCCUUACCUGAAGCUAUUGAUCCGAAUGUUCACACGUUUCAAGAUCUUGUCUGUCACAGUCGUGCAUUUGUGGAUAAUUCUUUACUGAUAAGGUAUAUGGCUUAUACAAGCAGACUCGUGGUAACUCUUCCGCGCGCUUUUGGCAAAAGCAUCAACUUAGAUAUGAUUAAAUAUUUUUACCAAAUGGAAGUUGAUGAAGCCACAUUAAAACCAAUACCUCGAGAAGAAACGAAGUCGUAUAAGACAUUCGAAAUGGGCAUGAUGUAUUGCGAUGGUAAAUUUGAAAAAUUGAAGGAUUCAUUUCUGAUUAGUGGUUACAAGAAUGAACGUUUUUUUAGACAGCUAGGCUCAGUCCCUGUAGUACGCCUCAAUAUGGGUCAGCCAACGUUGUUCAAGUCUUUGAAGGAUGUCUAUGAAGCAGUAAAAGGAGUAAUUAGAGAAACACUUAAUGACCACAGCUACAUAAUGAACGUAUCAUACGCCAACAUUGAUCCAGCAGUCCAGUAUUAUCAAGACGUGUUUAAAAGCCUAGAAGUAUCAUUAAACAGUGACACCGGAAAUGGGGGUGUUAUACCAAGAUUAAUCAAUUUGUUGUACGAAAUAUUUCAUAGAAAGGUACUUGUAAUAAUCGACGAAUACGACGCUAUUCUAAAUGAACUUUGUUUCGGCACUUCGAAGCUUAAUGAUACUGAAAUGACUGCCGUUGAAGAUUAUUUUGACCAUUUUUACGGUCAAAUAGUAAAGCAUAACAUACAUGUUGAUCGAGUCUUCAUGACUGGUACCAAGUGUAGAAUUUUUUCCAGCAUCGCUAGAAUGAAGUACAAUACAUUAGGCGGAGGCGAUGCGAUUCAUUUUUAUGGUAUGAGUAAUGAUAAUGUUUUGAAAUUAUUAAGUAAUGCUGGAUUACACAACAUGUUCGAAAAAGUGUUGGAUCAUUACGAUGAAUAUAAGUUUGAGACUGGGCCUAAUCGUACCAGUAAAUUCAAGCCUAAUUUCAUAGCACGUUUCAUCUCCCAGAAUGGAAUCCCAAAAGAGAAGAAUUUUUGGACGUCAACUUCCAGCACUUCGGCAAUGUUGACCAUAUUAUAAAAUUAAUAAGUACCCCAACGUUUUUUUUCCCUCAUCACCCUGAAAAAUAUAUACCUAUUUUCCAUUGUAAUAUUAGUCUUAUGAAUUUUGUGCCAAAAAAAAACUGCGUUGUCUGAAUAAAAUUAUUUCUAGGGUCA
Messenger RNA from Planococcus citri (citrus mealybug), 1723 nucleotides. RefSeq lists its product as uncharacterized. The transcript is spliced from 3 exons. Lineage: Eukaryota; Metazoa; Arthropoda; Insecta; Hemiptera; Pseudococcidae. Bases 357 to 1586 code for a protein of 409 amino acids. The record is from RefSeq and is a predicted model, not a curated record.